Molecule: messenger RNA, 1090 nt
Organism: Paramacrobiotus metropolitanus
Lineage: Eukaryota; Metazoa; Tardigrada; Eutardigrada; Parachela; Macrobiotidae
Product: 39S ribosomal protein L43, mitochondrial-like
Exons: 3
Coding region: 311-892 (193 amino acids)
Biological process (GO): mitochondrial translation
Cellular component (GO): mitochondrial large ribosomal subunit
Molecular function (GO): structural constituent of ribosome
Source: RefSeq, a predicted model, not a curated record
AUUUUACUCUUUUAGUACAGUACUUUAACUUAAAAUAUACGUUAGUCUUUUCAUUUAUUUUGUUCCGGUUUACGAUGAGUUUAGUGUAUGAGUGAUAAGUCGCUACUUCAUUCGAGUUGUAUUCUUAAUUUUACCUUGAUUUUUGCUGCUUGUGUUGCUUAAAAUCAUAAUCUGAUGUUUGCACAACUUCAAAGGAAAACGUUUAAGGAUUUCUGAGUUCUCCAGUACUUGUGCUCCCAGUCGGGAUUUAGAGACGGAAUCUUGCUGCAGUCUGCAGAACCAGUAAUACCGCGUGAAAUUCCCCGUUAGAAUGAUAAGCGAUCCUAAAGGAUAUCUGAAAGCGAUUUUACAGAAUGGCCUUGGUCGAUACGUGUGCCAGCUGCAGAGGUUAACUUUCCGAUUCUGCAAAGAACAGGGAGCGAGUCGUGGAAUGAGAGAUUUCAUCGAGUACGACUUACUAGACUUUGCGCGGCGUAAUCCGGGAAUCGUAGUUUAUCUGCAGCCCAAGCGACAUCAAUUUCCGAGAUUGCACGCGGAAUAUCUGAACGGUCGGAAAGAAGAUUUGACUGCCCCGAAUUACAGUCGGGAGGAAAUCAUGAAAUGGGUGGAUUACAUGCGUUGCCGUUCAGGAUUUGAGAUUGUCAGAUUUAUUAAAGACCAGACAACUCACCAUCCCUCCAUUCAAGGCCCGUGGCAUCCCUUUACUAACCAACCGACCGAUUGGAAUUUGCUAACGUUUCCCAACAAUGAGCACUUCCGAAAACCCACCGGGACCAAGACCGCCACAGAACUUGUCUUGGAGAUUGCUGAAAAAGGCGGCUUGGACAAUGUUAAAGUCGCCAAUCCGGACGAAGAACGAAUCGAGACUUCGAUGAAGGUGCCGGCUGUAUAAUACGGCGCCGUUUCUAUCGUCUUUUUGUUGUUUACGUGCUAACUUUGUAAGUAUAACGAGCAGAUUGUAUAAUGUACAAUGCAAUUGAAUGAUUUUUGUGUCCAGUUAUAAAUUGGAUUGAUGAAUGCUUUCACAUUAAUUACUAACUCCUGGUUACUGAGUGCUAAGUAAGCACUCAAAUAAAAGUGAAAAGCUUAA